Molecule: messenger RNA, 3721 nt
Organism: Aquila chrysaetos chrysaetos
Lineage: Eukaryota; Metazoa; Chordata; Aves; Accipitriformes; Accipitridae
Gene: ARHGAP39
Product: Rho GTPase activating protein 39
Exons: 11
Coding region: 334-3681 (1115 amino acids)
Biological process (GO): signal transduction
Cellular component (GO): cytoskeleton; cytoplasm
Molecular function (GO): GTPase activator activity; protein binding
Source: RefSeq, a predicted model, not a curated record
AUUUAGGAGCCCAACUAAUUAAGCUCUUCUGAAAGAGCCGUCUGGCUCCAGCAAACAGCUUCUCUGUGGUUCUUUCUGUUGCAAAACCCCGGGGGAGGCUGGAUUGGGAGGGCAGUGCCAUCACCCACACGGCUUCGGAGGGGAGGGCUCUCUGCCAGGCCCUCUGGAGAUAGCCUGCCCGCUUGCUCUCCUCGGGGAGGCAUGCAACGACUUGCUUUCGCAGCCUGUCUGCAAAGCACCCCAAAUUAGACCCUUCAGGUGGAUGUGUCGUCAACCGAAGGGAAGGUCGCCCUGAAGACUCGUCUCCUGAGCAGCCCGGAGGGAUGCUGUGAGAUGGCAGAUGAGGGGAUGACGGGACUUCUCUAUGGAAGAAGGCUGGAAUGGGUGGAAAUCAUCGAGCCUCGAACCCGGGAGCGCAUGUACGCCAACCUCAUCACGGGGGAGUGUGUGUGGGACCCCCCCGCUGGGGUGCGGAUCAAACGCACGAAUGAAAACCAGUGGUGGGAGCUCUUCGACCCCAACACCUCCCGUUUCUACUACUACAAUGCCACCACGCAGAGGACAGUGUGGCACCGACCACAGAACUGCGAUAUCAUCCCUCUGGCCAAGCUGCAGACCCUGAAGCAGAACACGGAGUCGCCGAGGGCUUCCACGGAGAACAGCCCCGGGAGGAGCAGCAAUGUCAGCAGGGAGGGCAGCACCAGUUCCUCCCUGGAGCAGGAGCUGGAGGGCAGCGAGAAGGUGCAGGAGCAGAGGUCAAGCCGUCAGUCAACCCAGUAUGCCGUAGUGAAAGAAGAAACAGAAAGUUCAUCGCCUUCCGGAGUGUUUGAGAAAGAAUAUGACAUUUAUCGUGAUUACAGUGCGGAAGGUCAACUCCUCCACUACAGGACGUCAUCCCUGCGAUGGAACGCCGGCACCAAGGAGCGGAUGCUGAUCAAAGUGACCGACCGCGAGCCCAGCUUCCUCAUGCACCAAGGCAACGGCUACGCGCCCGAAAACCAACCGGGCACCCGUUCGCGGCGACCCUCAGGGGGCCAACAGUCGCCCAACCUACAAACCUUCGCCCCCGACACCGACAACUCUGUUUUCUUCCCGGAGAGGAAGCAGUCACCCUUCCUGAAGAGGGCCGAGCACGUGGGCAGCUGCUCGCCGCUGCUCGGCCGGGGGGACUCCUUCUGCUCCCCGCUCCAAGCCCAGCACCGCAAGCACUCCAGCGAGUCGCAACCCUCCUCACCCCGCUACGCUUAUGAGCCCCCCCUCUAUGAGGAACCCCCCAUGGAGUACCAGGCUCCCAUCUAUGAUGAACCCCCUGUGGACAUGCAGUACGAAGCCAGCGGGAGCUACAAAGCCGGCUCGCCGCAGAAAUCGCCCAUCCGUAAACCUCACCCCUUCCUGCAGUCGCCCAAGCAAGGCUCCAACUCACCCUACCAGCAGUUGGUGCUCACCAAACAGAAGUGUCCCGACCGGUUCAUGAGCCUGGAGUACAGCCCCGCCGGCAAGGAGUACGUCAGGCAGCUGGUCUACGUCGAGCAGUCGGGCUCCAGCCCCAAGAUGAAGACGGGGUUGAGGCACAAAUAUUCCCCCAACCCCAUCGGCGGCUCCUACUCGCUGCAGCACAGCCCCUGCCUGGUCCGGGACCAACGCUUGGAGAUCAAAUCGGGUGACUACAGCAGCAUGGAGGGACCCGACUUCUGCCCUGGCCCAACGGGUGGCCAAGUGGCCCAGGGCGAGGACUCCAUGUCGUGGUCCAGCCAACAGGACACUUUGUCCUCCACUGGCUACUCACCCUCCACCAGAAAGAGGAAAAGCCGAAAGCCUUCCCUAUCCCACGACCCCAACGCCUCCUCCACGGACGGCUCGGGGGACCGGGAGGUGUUGGGCGAGCAGAUGCUGGGUGAGGAACGAGCCACCCCGGGACCCAACAGGUCACCGAUGAACCGUACGGAGAGCAAGGCGGCGGAGGCAGAGGCGGCACGGGGCUUCCCCGAGCCCUUCCUGGCACAGGCACGCCUGGCUUGGGAAGCCCAGCAAGCCCACUACCAUAUGAAACAACGGAGCAGCUGGGAUUCCCAAAAGGACGGUUCUGGCUACGAGAGCGACGGUGCCCUCCCUUUGCCCAUGCCGGGUCCGGUGGUGCGAGCCUUCAGCGAGGAUGAGGCGUUGGCGCAGCAGGAGAACAAGCACUGGAAGAGGAACACCUUCGAGAAGCUGGGCUUCCCCCAGAUCCUGCUGGAGAAGAGCGUCUCCGUGCAGACCAACCUGGCCUCCCCCGAGCCCUACCUGCAUCCAUCUCAGUCAGAGGAUCUCGGUGCCUGCGCCCAGUUCGAGAGCAGCAGACAGACCAGGAACAUGAUGCCUAGCGCCAGCUGUGUCUUCCCCACCUUCAACCUGCGGAAGCCCUCCUCGGAGACGGACAUUGAGAACUGGGCCUCCAAGCACUUCAACAAGCACACCCAAGGGCUCUUCCGCAGGAAGGUGUCCAUCGCCAACAUGCUGGCCUGGAGCAGCGAGUCCAUCAAGAAACCCAUGAUCAUGACCAACGACCGCAACGUCAAGAAAGAGGCGUGCGAGAUAUUUAAACUGAUUCAGAUGUACAUGGGGGAUCGGCGGGCCAAGACGGACCAGCUCAACGUGGCCUUGGAGAUCGCCACCAAAGGCUGGAGCAUGCAGGGUCUGAGAGACGAGCUCUACAUCCAGCUGUGCCGGCAGACCACCGAGAACUUCCGUUACGAGAGCCUGGCCCGGGGCUGGGAGCUCAUGGCCAUUUGUUUGGCCUUUUUCCCACCCACUCCCAAAUUUCAUUCCUACCUAGAAGGAUACAUUUACAGGCACAUGGAUCCAGUGAAUGACACUAAAGUGACCCAGCACAUUAAAGAAAUCCUGGAAAGGACCAAUAAGAAGAAAUCCAAAUUGAGAAAGAAACCCAAGCCCUAUAUCGAAGAGCACGAUGGGGUGGCAAUAAGCACUUACGCCAAGUACUGCUACAACAAGCUGCAGAAGGCAGCUCUGACGGGAGCCAAGAAGGGCCUGAAGAAGCCGAACAUCGAGGAGAUUCGCCAUGCCAAGAACGCCGUCUUCAACCCUUCCAUGUUCGGCAGCUCCCUGCAGGACAUCAUCAACAUGCAGAAGGAGCGGUACCCCGACCGGCAGCUGCCCUGGGUGCAGACCCGCCUCUCCGAGGAGGUCCUGGCGCUCAACGGGGACCAGACCGAGGGCAUCUUCAGAGUCCCCGGUGACAUCGACGAGGUCAACGCGCUCAAGCUGCAGGUGGACCAGUGGAAGAUCCCCACCGGCUUGGAGGACCCCCACGUUCCCGCCUCCCUGCUGAAGCUCUGGUACCGGGAGCUGGAGGAGCCACUGAUCCCCCACGAGUUUUACGAGCAGUGCAUCACUCACUACGAGAACCCCGAGGCGGCCAUCGCUGUCGUCCACUCUCUGCCCAGGAUCAAUAAAAUGGUGCUGUGCUACCUCAUCCGCUUCCUACAGGUGUUCGUGCAGCCGGCCAACGUGGCCGUCACCAAGAUGGACGUCAAUAACCUGGCCAUGGUGAUGGCCCCCAACUGCCUGCGCUGCCAGUCGGACGACCCGCGGAUCAUCUUCGAGAACACCCGCAAGGAGAUGUCCUUCAUCCGGGUGCUCAUCCAGCACCUCGACACCAGCUUCAUGGAGGGCGUCCUAUAGCAGCCGCCACCGAGUCCCCCCGCCACGAGCCCCCUCUCCU